UUUCCCUGGAAAAAAAACAUGGACGCUGUUAAAACUUUUUGCGCGUCUUGGCGGGUAAUGGAUAAACAAGAAACCGGAUCUUUUUGGAAGCGACCAAGCGAGAGCUGUCACUGAACUGUCAUUUCGCUUAGAAUGAAAGAUAGAAUGCCAGAAGGAAAUGAAAGUGAACGGGAUCAUCCCUGGAGACCUUGAAACUGAUGCAAAGUGUACCACCCCAAGCACUUGCCACAAGACCUCUGUGAAGACUGGAAACCUCCAGAAGCUCUUAAAUCCACUACCCAAGCAGGUCCUUCCCCUGAAAACCCCUGAACUGGAGCCGAAGGCCAAGAGCCUCACUUCAAGCCCGUCAAGCCGGAGCCAGGCCAUCGGAGAGACCUGGGACAGCGCCUCUGUCUGCAGUCCGCAUGCUGCAAAGCUCCGCGUUCCCACCCCUCACCCCUCAAUUAAGAUUGGCAAGGAUACCUGCCUGGUGCCAUUCAGGAUAGGCCACAGCCGGUCCAGCCAGGGCGUGUCUCGUCUGGAGAAAGACUCUCAGAGGAGCGGGAUCCUGCAGACGAAUGGCUGUAGAAAAUCCAAGGAAAGGUCUUCUCAUCCUGUGACUACCCCAGCAGGAGGCAGCAGCAUGGUGUCAGCACGCGCCUGUGCAAAGAGGAAGGGGGAGCAUGUGGUAGAUGGCGGUAGGGAUUUGAAGAGGCCCCGUUUCCAGGAUUUGAGGCUGUCCGUCACGACCAAAGGCUGCGAGCCCGCUUUGGAUCACAGCCAGAAGCCGAACAACAAGGCAAGGCUGCAGCCACAGGAAGUGGCCGCGCCCGCACGCAGCCCACCAAGGUCAUGGACCCCUGCCACUGCCACCUCGCCUACUGCUAUAGAACGCACAGAGCAGCCCCAUACCUCUACAUCCCCACGGGUUGGGGCAGUGUCUGGCACAGGCGAUGACGGUGCAGACGCAAGCCCCCUUGCAGGCUCUCACAGCCAUGAGCUCCCGGACAGUCCAGCGAAAGGAAGCGCAGAGAACUCAGGCUUCCUGGACGGACCGGAGAGAGGGAGCGACGAGGACUGGGACCUGUCGGGCCCAGAGCUUGACCUGGGGCCGUCUGUGGGUGGGAACAGCAGUACUGACAGUACAGACAGUGAAGGUGAGCCACUGCUCUCCCUGCAGGAGAUCCUGGACCGCAGCACCCGCCCUCCUGCCACCCCAGAGAAGGGCGCCUUCGCCGAGCCUCACACGCCCGUCCACAAGUUACCCCCUCUAGCAGACAAAAGCAGGCCUGUGAAUUACAGGAACACCCUAGAGCAGAUGCUGAAGGAGAAGGAGGAGAACCAGAGGUCGAAAGAUACCGAGUUGAAGCUGCUUAUGUCCUGCGAAGAGAACCUGCUGAAACUGGAGGAGGACAGUCCUGGUGAUGGCACUGCAGAGGAGGGCAUUUCACCUGAGCACAGGGCGAUCCUGAAGAGGUUUUCUCUGGUCUCCAACGGUAUCCCAGACGUACACCCGGGAGAGGAAGUGUUCACUUUGUCCAACUUCGGCCGGUUCUUUACCCAGCAGAGCCUGGACCUGAGGAGCUGUGCAGUGACUCCGCAGACCACAGCUCAGAAAAUCCUCCUACAGGCCAGUCCAGAUGAGCUGCUCUUCCUCAUCAGCACAGGGAUGCUACUGAAGGCAUAUCGCUCUUCCCCCUGCCAGCCCGCUGUGACUGGCUGGCUCUUCCAGAUGAUGUCUGUUCACUUGGACCGAAAGACUUCCACUCAGAUUCUUCGGUCGAUGAAGGACAUCGCCUUAAUUGCUGCCGACCAAAUAACGGUGAACAAGAGCAGGAAGUUUGAGGUGUGGACGCCCAGCAUUCAGGACGUAGUGCUCAUCUUCCUCAACAUGGGGGUCCCAUUUGCCACCCUGUUCCCCCUGGAGGCGCUGCAGCCCCCCUUCUCUGAGGCAGACAUUUUGCAAAGCUCGAACUGUUCGGAGGAUGUCAGCAGCGAAAAGCUGGAACCACGCUCUUUUCCAGAGCACUGUUUUGAGAAUGUCAUCAAGUACCUGGCCCUGUGCAUGGCGUUGUGUCCCAGAGCCUACGGCGACGGGGAGCUGCUGCUGCUGCUGACGAUGGUUUGCAGAGCGAGCCUGGAGACUCGGCUGCAGCUGCUGCCCAUGGAGGACACGUGCUGGCUCCUGCACCACCUGCUGAACAACACCAGAGACUGGGACUCUCAGUUACCUCAGAUAUGCGUAGCAUUGACUGACCUGACGGAGAAUCACCACAACCUUCGUCGGGUAGUGCAACUGCUGCCUGACCACAAACGCGGAAAGCAACUCAGGAAACAUCUUAGUUUAUCGAUCAUCUCCAAGCUUUUAAACCGCAGAUGCACAUACAAGCCCGUUGCCACUGAAUUUCAGCUGUCGGCCCUGCAGCAGUACCUGCCCCGGAUGAGGCCGUCCUCACUGCUGUCUGCCCUCUUUUCGGUGAAGACGACGGAGGAUCAAGGGGAGGAAGACUGUUCUGUCUCUCUGGACCAGCAGGCUUACUACCUCUGCUACAGUCUGCUGGCUUUGACAAAUGAAGCAACAAACUUUGACACUUUCCCCUCAGACCAAAAGGACCAGCUGGACCUGCUCUCUGCUGAACUGGAGAAGUACAUCAAAUGUGACAUCAGGGAGGGAGAGAAGUGGCUGUACAGAAGCAAGGUGAAGGACUUUGUUGCCAGGAUCUAUACCAGAUGGCAGAUUCUCCUUCAUAAAUCCAGGCCUAUGCAGGGUAAACUGCAUCAUUUCUGGCAGCCGUUGCCUGAGGACACCCUAUCCAGCAGCCAGGAGAGCCAGCAGCCCCAGUCUGAGUCUGUCACGAACACGCCUGAGCCACAGACAGGUGGCAUCUCUUAGCACAAGACUCCCUGGAGACAAGACCGGCAUUAAAAAAAAAAAGAAUACCCAAAAAAGCUUUAUUUUUAUUUACUUUGACAGAGAGACUGCAUAAAUAUCAGGUGCAACAUUGGUAACUGGACUUAAUGCACUGAGAAAUCUUGUCAAAUGAAAACUUGCUAGGUACAACACAAAAUUCUGUUCAUUUAAAAUGCCUUGUGUUGCUGUGUCAUCCUGCAUGGAGGACCUUGUUCACCUGAGAACCAUGGCUGUGUAACAGCAGUCCUGCUGCUGACCCAUGCCAAGUGCUUCUGCAUUAUACGCUGUCAGCAGCCUGCACAUUAGGGGAGGCUUGGCAUCCAGUCUUGCACUGAAAAAAAAAAAAACAUACCUUAACGAUGCAUUACAUUUCACAUGUUCCCAGUUCCUGUGUAUAGCACUCGUUUGCAAGUAUCCGUGUCAUUGCACGACCUGGACUUGAGCUGGAUGCCUCCCUCCCCAGAGAUAAGGAGUAGCCAAGUCCAUAACACGGGAGGUUAAAUGGCUGUCCUGUGCUGUUAAACUCCUGUGCUGUCAUUUUGUCUCGUCAUCUCUGCCCUACUCUGAUAUAUUCUGUUCUACUCUGUUCUGUGUUGUUAAAGCACAUUUUAAGUGAUGCUACUGUGUUUCUCCCCGUUUGAUAUUUGUCUCUUUGUUCUUACUGUAAAGUGUGUAUAGGUUGCUUUGAUUGUGGGGCCAUAGGUGAAGUCUGAGAACUCUGAGGUUAAUGGUUGAUUACCAAUCAUUAAUGCUUUUGAAAUUCAUAUCUUUACAAGCCUGGUUUACUACAUAUAAAUUUGAUUAAAAAACAUUGAUCAGAGACUAUUAGCAAGACUGUAAAAGGCACAAUGUAUAAAAACGACUGCAUGCAGGAAUAGUACCUUAAAUUUAAGAUGGUGAAUACUUGCAUUUACUAUCUCAAAACCCUCAGUGUCCAUGGUUAAGUUUCUGAUCCAUGCAGUCAGUACUGCGGGCACAGGGAACCACUUUUAUGCAGUCUGAUGUUCAGCUUUUUUAAAAAACAUUGCUCAUAAUAUUGGCUUAUUAAUUUUCCGAACAUGAAAACAUUCAGUGGUUGUGUUCGAGUCCUUUGGGUUUAACUCUGUGUUUUCUCCUCUGCUCUGUUAACCUUGUAAGAAAUUCUGCUGGUGGAGGGAAUGAUGGACAAGCUGGUGACCUAUAACCUCAUAACAUUCUCAAAAUAUCUGUAACCUAUAGCAUUCUCAAGCAUAUGUAUAACCCCAUAGCAUUUGUAAGAAUGGACAUGCACUAUUAAAGUCACAUAACACUUUCAGUGUUGGUGACUUGUAUAGAAUUGUACAUAGUUUGAUACAAACCUCCCCCUUCCCUCUUUGAUUUAAAUUGCUUUUGAAAUGUGUUUUAUAUGUACCUGUUGAACAUGUCCUGCCAUAUUUAGGUAUUUUAUCAUAAUUUCUACUUUUGAGAUGUUUUGAAAAUUAUAUUUAUAAUUGUACAGAGAAUUAGCAAUUCUUCAAAAGACCUCUUGUCUUUUACCUGGAAAGAUAUUGGUCAAAUUUUGUCACUUACGAAUUUUUGUACUUUUAUUGCAGUAACAGAAAGGAGACAAAUAAAUUUAUCUGGUGCAAAACAAAA
Molecule: messenger RNA, 4504 nt
Organism: Anguilla anguilla (European eel)
Lineage: Eukaryota; Metazoa; Chordata; Actinopteri; Anguilliformes; Anguillidae
Gene: slf2
Product: SMC5-SMC6 complex localization factor 2
Exons: 19
Coding region: 158-2872 (904 amino acids)
Source: RefSeq, a predicted model, not a curated record